Molecule: messenger RNA, 952 nt
Organism: Gloeophyllum trabeum ATCC 11539
Lineage: Eukaryota; Fungi; Basidiomycota; Agaricomycetes; Gloeophyllales; Gloeophyllaceae
Product: HPP-domain-containing protein
Exons: 2
Coding region: 16-810 (264 amino acids)
Source: RefSeq, a predicted model, not a curated record
CGCAGUCGAUUGUCAAUGUCGACCAAAUACCAGCCUCAACAGCAUCUUCGACAUCCACUUGAUCGUUGCCCAAUUUGGCUCACUCGCUGGGUCGGUUACCGACGCCAUCCUCCAAAGAAACAGCCCAACUACGUGGUUUGGUUCUGGUCGUUCAUCGGCGCCUUCAGUGGCCUCUGUGUCAUACAAGGAGUCUUCAAUUAUUCGCACUACUUCUUGCGAAGGCAUGUCCCCGGUGUUAUAGCUAGCUAUGGCGCGUCGGCCGUUCUUGUGUACGGCGCUAUCGAAGCCCCUUUGUCUCAGCCCCGGGCGCUGGUAGGCGGCCAUUUCCUCGCCGCUCUAACCGGAAUAUGCAUAACCAAGCUAUUCGAACUUAUGCCGGAUAAAGAACGUCUUGACUCGCUCCGAUGGCUGGCGGGCUCCCUGUCUGUCGCGACUGCAAUAGUCAUCAUGCAAAUAACCGGAACGACUCACCCACCUGCUGGCGCGACUGCCCUCCUAGCCGCUGUCAACGCAGACGUAUACGAAAUCGGAUGGUAUUACCUGCCCGUGAUCCUGCUAUCGUCCACGCUUAUACUGGUGGUGGCGCUGCUGGUGGAUAAUAUUCAGCGACGGUAUCCACUGUUCUGGUUCAGCCCCGCGGAAGCCGUUCCAGCGAAAGUAUCUGCCGACUUGUCUGGAGAAGAUGUUGAGCCGAACAACAGGCAGGAAGCUCCGAAAGCAGCGGGGGAACAUAGAGGUGGAACUGAUACCCCAGAUACUGUGAACGAGGAGAGGAAGACAGGUCCGAAGACGUCGGAAAGCAUGGUAUAACGAGAGAUGAAGGGACACGGCAGGUACGGUAAAAGCGUAUAAUACACUGUACGUGGUUGGGCUAUAAUUGUCGUCACGGCUGCUAAGCACGUUCAUGGUAUUUCUGAGUCUCUAAUUGCUUCCUGGCGUAAUUGGCGGUAAU